This is a messenger RNA of Penicillium macrosclerotiorum, 1179 nucleotides long. It is a transcript of the gene ecm33, whose product is annotated as GPI-anchored protein Ecm33. The record is from RefSeq and is a predicted model, not a curated record. Bases 1 to 1179 code for a protein of 392 amino acids. Gene Ontology annotation, cellular component: plasma membrane; fungal-type cell wall. Gene Ontology annotation, biological process: fungal-type cell wall organization. Lineage: Eukaryota; Fungi; Ascomycota; Eurotiomycetes; Eurotiales; Aspergillaceae. The transcript is spliced from 3 exons.
AUGGCUUACAUCAAGUACAUCCUGCCUGCGCUGGCAGCCACCCAGCUCGCCUUCGCUGCUGAGUGCGGUGACACCACCAUCUCCUCCCAGUCCGAUGCCGAUGGCAUCGCCACCUGCACCAAGAUCAGCGGUGACAUUACCAUCGACGAAUCCUUCUCUGGCUCCCUCUCGAUCUCUGGUGUCGAGAAGAUCACCGGUACCCUGACCUGCACUGGUGGUGAGAACGUCACCGAUAUCACUGCCUCCUCCCUGGAGUCCAUCGGCAAGAAGUUCUACCUCAACGGUCUCACCCGUCUGACCCAGCUCUCCUUCUCCGAGCUGACCACCAUCGGCUCCAUCGACUGGGAGGCUCUCCCCAAGCUGCAGACCAUCGACUUCACCACCAUCACCGAUGUCAACGAUGUGUCCAUCGCCAACACUGGUCUCACUAGCCUGGAGGUUUCUCUGACCAGCGUCAACCAGUUCCAGAUCCAGAACAACCGUGAUCUCAAGACCAUCAACGUCAAUGACCUGAAGAACGCCACCGAUCUGAUCAACUUCUCCGGUAACUACGACUCGCUGGAGGUUGCAUUCCCCAACCUCGGCACCGGUACCAACAUGACCUUCACCAACAUCUCCAGUGUCUCUAUCCCCUCCCUGGAGAAGUUGACCGGCCAGCUCGGCUUCUGGAGCACUCAGUUCACCACUUUCUAUGCCCCUAACCUCACUACCACUGGUGACCUGGUUUUCACCGGCAACAGCGAGCUUAAGAACAUCACCAUGGACAAGCUGACCAAGGUCGACGGUGGAUUCACCAUCUCUCGCAACGACAAGCUCCGUACCAUCGAGGUUCCCAACCUGGAGACUGUUACUGGUGCCAUUGAUUUCAGUGGCAAGUUCAACACUGUUGAUAUGGAUUCCCUCGAGGAUGUUGAGGGUGGCUUCAACCUCCAGUCCACCGACGGAAACUUCAGCUGCAGCACCUUCAAGAAGAUGCAAGAAGACAACGUCAUCAAGGGUACCUACAAGUGCGCUGCCAACACCAGCGACCCCACCACCGCCAACGGCAAGUCUGGUACCACCUCCGGCUCCUCCAGCAGCUCCUCUUCCACCAGCUCCGGUGCCGCUGUUGCCAACGGUGCUGCCCUUCCCGUUGCUGGCCUUGCUGCCCUGUUCUACGGCCUGGCCCAGCUUCUGUAA